Haemorhous mexicanus (house finch) is the source of this 2850-nucleotide messenger RNA. Its product is annotated as nucleoporin NUP42-like. Gene Ontology annotation, molecular function: nuclear export signal receptor activity. The record is from RefSeq and is a predicted model, not a curated record. Gene Ontology annotation, cellular component: nuclear envelope. Bases 325 to 1212 code for a protein of 295 amino acids. NCBI's taxonomy places the organism in Eukaryota, Metazoa, Chordata, Aves, Passeriformes, Fringillidae. The transcript has 5 exons.
CCAGUUCUGGAAAACUGUACAAAUGACAUCUAUCCUGCUCCUGUGCUAGUUUAUUCAUAGCUGCAUCAUAGUUUUGUCACCUCUCUUCUAACUUGCUGAUUUUUUCAGGUCUGUUUCUAUGAGACUAGUGAGUUAACUUCAAAAUUUGAUGCUUGCCUGCCUCUACCUCACUCGUGCUGUGGAUGUUUGUUCUGAAGUUUUAGUUCUGAAGUUCCUCCAGCUUCUCCUAAGUAAAUCCUGGUUUUUCAAAGUCAGUGCUUCUUUGUAGACUUGCUCCUCGUUUCCUUCCUCAUCUGACAACUCUGCCUGUACAGACAGGACUAGAUGCACUCACGGCCUCCAUUGUGGUUCCUUCAACUCCCUUCUUUAUUCAGCAGCUUUUCAGAUGUCUUCCUUCAGAAGAACUGCACCUGGAGUACUAUGGCAGCAAACAAUAUAAUUGGGAAAUGUAUAGAUGCUGUUGAACUGUUAGCAGAACAGUGGGAAAAUUUGCUACAUCAGUUCAAAGCUUUAAAUGCAGUAGCAAAAGCAGCUUUGCUCUCUGCUUUCAAGGCCAUGGGCACUCAAGCAGCACCUGCCUUUGGAAUGGGAGGACAGCCAACCUCAGGCUUUGGGCUGUCAAGCUUUCCUGUGAGCAGCAGCAGCAGUACCAGUAGUUUCUCCUUUAAAGCCAGUUCCAGCCUCAUCAGUUCCACAUCAUCUGGGAGCAGCCCUGCUGCUGGGAGCUCUUCUGCUGCUGCAAAUCCUCCUGCAUUUGGGACAGCAUCCUCCCCUAGCACAGCCCAGUCCGUGGGCUUUGGCAGCGCGGCCGCUCCAUCCGCAGCCUCCUUCUCCUUUAAAGCAGCUGCCACGGCUGCUGGCUUUGGGAGUUCUGCCUUCUCAGGCUUUGGCAGUGCUUCUGCUGGGAACUCUGCAGGCACCACUCCAGCAGCCUUUGGAGCCUUUGGUGCCACCGGAGCUCCUUCUGGCUUGCCCUCGAGCGGCGCUUUAUUUGGACAGAGCAGCAGUGCCUCUGCACAUCCUGUCACCUCAGCGUCUGCUGCAGCCACCAACUCCAGCCCUGCCUCAGAGAAGUUAUUCACUCCCAAGAGCGAACUGUCAGCUGAAGAGUGGCAACAGUUUGAAGCAAAGGAGUUCACAAUUGGAAAGAUUCCUCUGAAGCCACCACCAUUAGAACUUUUAAAUGCUUUCGACCUUUUAAGUUUAUUCUAAAAUGUUGGUAAUUUUUUUUUCCUUUCUCAAUUCUCUUCUGCAGAAACAAAUGCAGAAGUAUAAACUUUUGAACCUUAUUUUUGGGCAGGCUUUUUACAUCUGAGAAAUGAACUAUUGAAACUAAAAUAGAACACUUCCUUCUAUAUGCUGUCCUGUGAAAUUAUGUACAAAGACUAUAUGAAAAAUAUGGUGUCAAAAGAAAGAAUGUUUCUAUCAGAUAUUUAAAACCUACUCUUGUAUCAAUGUAUUAUCUCCAAAUGUACAGUCCAUGGGAUGUAGGACUGGCCACAAAAGCUUUUUUCCCUAUUGCCCACACAAUUGGUAUUGUAAAUUUAUUGGUGAGCCUUUACUGAUAGUUAAUACUGAAUGUGUGCCUUUGCUGUCUAUCUGAAAUCUGUUGUUUUAUUCCUCAGCUUUACUGAAACUAGAUGAUCUGUGAGGGAUGCCUCUAUAAUUUCCUCCAGUUCCCUUCACUAAUUUACAUCUUAAGUUGUUUACAUCUUUAAGUUGACCCUUCCUGUCCAUAAAUGGCACAUGGAUUCAGGUCAAAAGGAGGGGCCAUUUCAGAGCCCACAACCCCUGCCAAUCCUUGUCUUCUCUAAUACCAUUCUCUUCUCAUCCACAUUAAAAAGGGGUUCAGUAUAGCCUACAUAUCCCACCAAUUAGGGCUAUGAGUCAGCAUGGUAGUUUCCAAAAGCUGAUACAUUCCUUCAGGAUUCUCUCAUUAUGAACCAACAGAUCAUUUCCAAUUCAAAAAAUCAGACAUAGUACAAGGAACAUGUCCAGGAAAAAAUGGCUGAUGCUUUGACCCCACUGCUUGUCUGUGCUCUAUAUUUUGAGUUGUAUCCUCUUUAUCCAUCUCCACCCUGCUGUUUUAGAGGUGUGGAAUGAAGGGAACUAACAUUUGCACAUAAAACCUCAUCCCCUUUUCCAACAUCCACUGUAAAAUAAUAUUAAUCUGCAAUGACACAUUUUCCCCAUACUCCAAUUGAUAAAGUGGCCACUAGUGAUGACAAUAUCUCUUCAUUUUAUCUUUAGUCACUGAUUCUCCCCUAAACACUUCCCAGCUUUUGGGGAUGCAUCCUAGACACUACAGGGAAGAAUUGUGGAUUGGCAUGUUCCCAUCAUGGUAAUUUAAUAACAUUCAAGUUACACAAUUCCUUUACCCUUAGGUCCAGACCUUCAGUAGUUACAUGAUCCUAGUCCCCCUGACUGGUUACAGUGAUAAACAUACACCAUUUGAAAGAGGAACACUGGUACACCAACCAAUCCAAGAAUUCUAUUCCCUUUUUUGCAUUUACUUGAGUCUCUCUGUAGCAUUACACCUUUGAGUUGCUCACCACCUUGAGACUGGAGAGGAUUUGAUGGGGUCCAUGAUCAGCUGGUCAGUAUGUGCUGCAGUCCUGUCUCAUCCAAUUCUCCAUUGCCAGAGGAAGCAAGAUGGACUAGUCAAGGCUUUUGGCCAUCCCACCUGGACACCCAGAACUCCCAAAUAUGGAUUCUACUGGGUGCAAGAAACAGAUUUGCACACAGAAUAGAGUUCAUAGAAUAUCCUGACUUGGAAGUAACCCACAAAGAUCAUCAGUCCAACUCCUGGCCUUGCACAGGACCAUCCCCAAGAGUCACACCAUGUGCCUG